AUGGGACUUAACACAAAGAAAAUUUCGCCUCUAUUAGAAUUCACUGCAAAAGCAGUGGAGUUUAUUUUUCAAGCCAAAGCCAUAGGCUUUAAAAAAGACCCAUUUGCGAAAUCUCCAGCAAAAUCAGAAUCCAAUGAUCUCCAGCCAAUUCGUGACCAAGUUUAUAGCAUUUUUAGCGAGAACUCAGACUAUCAAGAGCUUAUUAUAGAGAUUUUAGAAACCUGUGAAGACUGCAAUACCCAGUUAAUUGAACUGUGGAGAUUUAUCAGUACAGCUAAGAAAAAUCACAAUAAAAUCAAAAAAUCAGACAGCGAGUUAGAGCUUGCUACUAAUCUCAGAGUCCUGAUGGCAGGCAGUCUAUUGCUCCCUUCGAGCUACAAAGAUAAGUCAAGGCUGAGGGUAAAUAUCAGAAAGCCUUCAGUUAAGCCAACACUUUGAAAUUCAAAUCUAUCACAGGAUGAAAUCCUGAGAUUUCCUGAGCAAGGGCUUAUGGUAACCGGAGAAAAUAGUAUAUUAACAGUCUACGUGGAGUAUAUAGAAAGAGACAUAAAGCCAGAAUUAAUAGUCCAGAACUUAGGAAACAGAAUCAGAGCAUUUUCUUUUGACAUAGAAGAUACCAAAUAUAUGGCCGAUUCACUUGACUGAUCUCCUUCAUCAGGGAAAAAAGGCAAAACUAAAAUGCUGUCUUUAAUUGACUCAGAAAGCUUUUAUGAAGAUAACGAGUCAGGAAUAAAACUUAUUUCAAGUGUCUAUGAUUCCAAUAGUGAAAGUUCAGAAUCAGAAAAAAAUGAAUUUGCGAAUAACAGCUUUGAAAUGAAUUUUGGAUCAGAUGGACUGGAGGAGGAUCCAGAUUUGCUUGUGUCGAAUUAUUUGAAUAAAUGUGACAAGGCAGGAAAAACACCUUUGUUUAUAGGCCAUGACACAGCCCUGAUAGAGGCUGCUGCUUUGGUCAAGAAAUGGAGACAAACACAUGUAAAAUAA
Molecule: messenger RNA, 981 nt
Organism: Blepharisma stoltei
Lineage: Eukaryota; Ciliophora; Heterotrichea; Heterotrichida; Blepharismidae
Source: the annotation of a GenBank genome assembly